Messenger RNA from Pecten maximus, 4196 nucleotides. Its product is annotated as rab GDP dissociation inhibitor alpha-like. The record is from RefSeq and is a predicted model, not a curated record. Lineage: Eukaryota; Metazoa; Mollusca; Bivalvia; Pectinida; Pectinidae. The transcript is spliced from 10 exons. Gene Ontology annotation, molecular function: Rab GDP-dissociation inhibitor activity. Gene Ontology annotation, cellular component: cytoplasm. Bases 95 to 1465 code for a protein of 456 amino acids. Gene Ontology annotation, biological process: small GTPase-mediated signal transduction; vesicle-mediated transport; protein transport.
AUCAUAAUUGUGCGUGAUUCGGUCGCCGGUUUAGGGGCAGUGUCUGAGAGGUUCAAGAAUCCAAAAAGCGCAUUUACUAGAAAAUCCUACGAAAAUGGAUGAGGAAUACGACGUUAUUGUUUUAGGGACAGGUUUAAAGGAAUGUAUCCUCAGUGGCUUGAUGUCCAGGGAUGGGAAAAAGGUGCUGCACAUGGACAGGAACUCAUAUUAUGGAGGGGAAAGUGCAUCUCUAACACCUCUUUCUCAGCUGUUUGAACAUUUCGAGAAACCUGUACCACCUGCUGAAAAGUAUGGUCGACAACGUGACUGGAAUGUUGACCUCAUCCCAAAGUUUCUAAUGGCUAAUGGAAAGCUAGUCCAGCUUCUGGUGUAUACUGGUGUGACUAAAUACCUAGAGUUCAAAAGCUUGGAUGGAAGCUACGUGAGGAAGAGCGAUGGCAAACUUGCCAAAGUACCAGCUGAUGAGAAAGAGGCUUUAGCUUCAUCAUUAAUGGGAUUGUUUGAAAAACGUCGUUUCAAGCAGAUGCUUGUGUAUGCUCAGGAAGCCGAUGUAGACAACCCUUCUGCUAACAAAAACAAAAAAGUGGACUUAGACAAUUGGACUUCGUCACAAUUUUAUGGUCAUUUUGGUGUCGACAAAAACACACAGGACUUUACAGGACAUGCCAUUGCUCUUUACUUGAAUGAUGAUUAUCUUGAGAAAAACUGCAAGGAGCUGAUCAAGCGCAUAAAGCUGUACUCCCAGUCUUUGACCAGAUAUGGCAAAUCUCCUUAUCUAUAUCCACUGUACGGACUUGGAGAACUUCCCCAAGGAUUUGCCAGAUUGAGUGCUAUUUACGGGGGAACUUACAUGCUUGCAAAGACAGUGGAUGAGAUAGUAAUGGAGGAUGGGAAAGUGGUAGGAGUUCGGAGCGGUGACGAGGUGGCAAAGACCAAGAUGAUCAUCUGUGAUCCAUCAUAUGUACCACACAAAGUCCAGAAGACUGGCAAGGUCGUGAGAGCUAUCUGUAUUCUGAAUGGAAAGCUGGACGGAGUUAACAACAGCGAAUCACUCCAGAUCAUUAUUCCCCAGAACCAACUCAACAGGAGAAAUGAUAUCUACAUCUGUGUGCUGUCCCAUCAGCAGUGUGUGACUAGUAAGACUCACUACCUUGGAAUCGUCAGUACCACCGUGGAGACCAGUAAUCCGGAGGCAGAGUUACAGAUUGGCAUUGAUAUUCUCAAUGGCAAAGACAGAAACAAUAUUGAAGACAAAUUUAUUGCUGUAGCUGACAUGCAAGAACCAAUGGAUGAUGGAAAAGCAGAUAAUAUAUAUGUGUCAACAUCGUAUGAUUCUACUUCACAUUUCCAAACAACUUGCGAAGAUGUCAUCAACAUUUAUAGAAGAGCGACUGGUAAUGAAAUGGACCUCACAAAAAUGCCUCACAUGGAUAAUCAAGAUGAGGAACAGCAAUGUGCGCAGUAACCAGACACGAUCCAUGUCUGUGAUCAUAAACACUAAUGUUGAUGCUAAACUGUUUUCCGAGAUGGUUGUUUGACAAACACGCUGCAGGAUAUUUUUCCCAUAAUUUCUUUUUCAGAGGAAUGCUGUUUUAGUCUGAAUUAAUCUUGUUUCCUCGGAAUGGGUCGAUACCCUGAUAAGUGCGAAAUUGGAACAAAGGUGAUGAUAGAUUUUGGCCUGAAAGAAGGUAUGGUGACAAUAUGGAGGCCAUUGCUGCAAUGUUGACACUUGAAAAUCUUGUGUUUUUUCACUGGAGAUGAAACCUUGGAUGAUGUAGAAAGUACAACUUCUACAUUUCUAUGUCUUUAACAUUAUUUAUUAUGCAUCAUGUGACGAAUUAUACUUGUGCAACAUCGGCCUGAAUCAUUUGUUAGUUUUAAGCAUAACAAUGUUUUCCCUUGGUAUAUAUGGUGCAUGUUUGAUUACUGUGUAGUAUUUCUUCAAUUAUCGUCUGACAUUAGAAUUGACACGGGCACAAAUUUUUCCAGUUAGCUCUAACAAAUUGAUUUGUACACUUCAAUCUGCUUCAAGCUGCCAUGUCAACAAAUCAGUCUGUAGAAUAAGACUCUUACAAUAGAUGGAUGGGUAUCAUCGCUCUUGUCAGAAGAUUCUCUUAGAUUUUCAUUCAUUUAACAAACCCCAUUAUGUUGUUAAAUAUUUCUAAAAAUUCUUUUAUCUGUCCCUUGCAGUCAUCCCAUCUCUUAUAUACAAACUAUCACAAAAUCUGUGAAAUGCUCAAACAUGUUUUGGAACUAGCAUGCAAAUGAUAUGAAAGGAAGUUUGAAAAAAUUAAAUUAAAAGACAAUCACUUAUUCUGAAACAAUUAUCUUUGUAUAACCCGCUUUUCUGUAAUAAUGCACACAGGGGUAAGGGUAACUUUCAAACAAUGUUGAAUUCAUUUCUUCAUUAUUCUUAUUUUAUGUGUUUCAGUAGAGUGACACUUUCGGCUGCCGGGUUAAAAUGGAAAUGGCAAUACAUGCAACUUUCAGAAACAGUCAAGCUUUGAUUUGUGCCGUUUUGUUUCAAAAUUUAUAUAAUGACAGUUGUAUAUAUGUGUAUAUAUAUGUAACAUAUAAAUAUAUUCUCUGUGUAGACAUUGUGGCUAGACUUCCCAGACUGGGUCCGUAUUUCUCGAUAAAAAAAAUAUUAAACAGCAAAUUCAUUUUUUCCUCUAAAAACGUCUCUUUCACUUCAAUAUUUAUAGUAUUUAUAGACUUCUUCAGAUCCUAAUCCUGUAUAUUGUCAGUAAACUUUUCGUUUGCUUUUUAUUGGACGGUUUUUAAUUUCUCUCCUGAUAAAUAAGUACAGAAAUAAGAUCUGAAGUACUGUUGAUCAUACGUUUACCGAGUAUUAUUGAUAUAAGUACAAUAUUUAACACCUUAAAGUGAUAUUACAUUACCGUAUACAAGAGAGAGAAAAGUUGGAUUUUGCAUUUGAAAUUUUUUGAAAGUGCUUCAUUGAUUAACUCUAAAAAAGAUAUGCUAUCAACUUAUAAUUAAGGUAGAAUUAAACUCUUUGAAUUUUUUAAGCUUGAACCUUUUAUUAUCGAGAAAUUCAGCUCUCAACCUGGACCUCUGUAUUGCAUAUGUCAUAAUUACUGUGCGUUGCCAUGGUUUUUGACGGAUGUGAGUUAGUAUGCAAGAGAUUACAUGGAGCGUAAAUUAGUCUAAUCUGCAAUACUUAGCACUAACACUGGAGAACUUCUAAGGUAUGCCUAUAGCCGAACAAUUAAAGUGAUAAAUUAUGAUAAAUCUCCAAAGAUCAUCAUUUAAUCAAGAAUAAUCAGAAAAAUUUGAAAUUCAAAAUAUAUGUUCUGUUAAAGAAAAUAGUUUUAAAUACACGAUGUGUGUAUAUUUGUUUAAAUAUUUGUCAAUUUGAAGUUGAAUUUUAAUAUCGGUCAUAAAUACUCCUAUAAUCAUAAUGAUUAUAAUCAUGACGAGAUAUUUUUUAUGAUAUGUAAAAUGCAAAAUGUAUUUUAUACUAAUAAACAUUCACGGAAAAAUGUAUAAAGCUCUGUUGGUGAAAUUUGAGGUUGAGUAGAUAAAUAAAUUGAGUACAAGUUGUGGUUGUUAUUUGAUUAAUUUGUCCUGUAGAUGACGCCAUUCUAUAGUCUGGAGAAUGCAAGAUCAUGUGUAGAGCUAUUGUAUUGGGUAUCUCUAUCCUUAACAUGGUGUGUGGAAGAAAUUUGACACAUUGGCCGCCCAAUACAUCUUUUUUUCUGCAGCUGUAAUUAGAAUUAUGUACAAGAAGAACUUGCUUUCUCCUUAAAGUUCUCCAAAAAAAUUGCAAUGCAAUAGCAGGCCUGCUUUAUGAAUUAAAUGUGAAUGUAUUUCUCACACUGAUCGAUUGCUUUUUACACAACUUUCAAGAUUGUUUUAAUACAUAAAACUGCUUUGUGAUUCUGUCAAAUCAAGAAAAUAAUUCCUUUACAUUAAGAAGUUUCCGUUAGUCUUGUUGCAUUUAGAUGCAGUAAUGUGUGGUAUGAGUCCGAGUGGCGGGAGGAUGAGGGAGAGUGUCGGAGGUUAUUUGGUGAGUUUAUUUUUUUCUUGCCUAUUGUCCGAUAUUUUGGGGAGUAUAUGUACUAAGCUUUCAUUAUAACAUAUAGAUGUAUUCCUGUGAAGCAAAUUUAAGGUAUGUCACCCUCUUGUCCAAUACCAUGCUUACGAAAGUAAAUAAAGGUACAGAACAAGCACAA